Molecule: messenger RNA, 936 nt
Organism: Lathyrus oleraceus (garden pea)
Lineage: Eukaryota; Viridiplantae; Streptophyta; Magnoliopsida; Fabales; Fabaceae
Product: beta-galactosidase 8
Exons: 1
Coding region: 181-936 (251 amino acids)
Biological process (GO): carbohydrate metabolic process
Molecular function (GO): hydrolase activity, hydrolyzing O-glycosyl compounds
Source: RefSeq, a predicted model, not a curated record
UCUUCUUCCUCUUCUUACACUUCUACCAAGCACGUGAGACACAAAACACAGACACAUGUGUAACAUAUAAACUAAAGCAAGUUUAUAUUGUAUUGCCAUUUUGAUUUAUAAAAUCAAAAGUUCCUUCCUUUCCUUCUGGGUUUCCUUUUUUCUCUUCAUUCAUUCUGCCAAAAAGUUACCAUGAGAGCUACCAAAAUUGUGAUGCUUCUGCUUUUGUUCUUUCCAGCUAUGUUUUGCACCAAUGUGGACUAUGAUCAUAGAGCAUUGGUCCUAGAUGGCAAGCGCAGGGUCUUGAUCUCUGGUUCUAUUCAUUACCCUCACAGUACUCCACAGAUGUGGCCAGACCUUAUUCAGAAAUCCAAAGAGGGAGGACUUGAUGUCAUUGAAACCUAUGUUUUCUGGAACUUACAUGAACCUCUUCAAGGCCAGUAUGAUUUUGAUGGUAGGAGGGAUUUGGUGAAAUUUGUGAAGACAGUGGCUGAAGCUGGUUUAUAUGUGCAUCUCCGGAUCGGUCCAUACGCUUGUGCUGAAUGGAACUAUGGUGGUUUCCCUCUUUGGCUUCACUUCAUUCCAGGGAUUAAGUUCCGAACCGACAACGAGCCAUUCAAGACAGAAAUGCAACGAUUCACCGCUAAGAUUGUGGAUAUCAUGAAGCAAGAAAAGCUAUUUGCAUCACAGGGAGGACCUAUAAUUUUAUCUCAGAUUGAAAAUGAGUAUGGAAAUAUUGAUUCAGCGUAUGGUUCUGCUGGUAAAUCAUACAUCAAGUGGGCAGCAAAUAUGGCGACAUCUCUUGAUACAGGCGUUCCUUGGGUCAUGUGUCAGCAAGGAGAUGCUCCUGAUCCAAUCAUUAAUACAUGCAAUGGAUUUUACUGUGAUCAAUUCACACCAAACUCUAAUACAAAACCAGAAAAUGUUGACUUGAAUUUUGAUCUUUGA